CGGAUUGGCUGUACGGUGUAUGUCGUGACUGCGUCGUCGCCAGUCUCGCGCGUGUGUGGCGGCGUAUGUUGUAUGUGUGUGUGUGUGUACGAGAGAGAGAUAUACCGGAGCGAGGCGAGAUCGUGCGUCCGUCGUGUGCAUCCCCCGCAACGAGAAUAAUCGAGUCCGACAAUGAGUGACCCCAAGAGUGGUGAAGAUUUGGCAACGGCUAUCCUUCGCAAGAAGGACAGGCCAAACAGACUAUUGGUCGAUGAGGCUGUCGCUGAUGACAAUUCUGUGGUGGCUCUGUCUCAAGCUAAGAUGGAUGAAUUACAGCUGUUUCGUGGAGAUACUGUAUUACUGAAGGGCAAGAGGCGCAAAGAGACAGUGUGCAUUGUCCUUUCCGACGAUAACUGUCCAGAUGAAAAGAUUCGCAUGAAUCGAGUUGUCAGGAACAAUUUGCGUGUACGUCUGAGCGAUGUAGUCUCUGUACAGGCGUGUCCAGAGGUCAAAUACGGAAAGCGCAUUCAUGUGUUGCCAAUGGACGAUACAAUUGACGGUCUCACUGGAAAUAUGUUCGAGGUGUAUCUGAAGCCGUACUUCUUGGAGGCAUACCGUCCUAUUCAUAAAGACGACAACUUUAUCGUACGAGGAGGAAUGCGAGCCGUGGAAUUCAAAGUGGUGGAGACCGACCCCGGGCCUUUCUGUAUCGUGGCACCCGACACAGUGAUACACUGCGAAGGCGAUCCGAUUAAACGAGAGGAAGAAGAAGAAGCCUUGAAUGCGGUAGGUUACGACGAUAUCGGUGGCGUUCGUAAGCAAUUAGCACAAAUCAAGGAGAUGGUGGAGCUUCCUCUGCGACACCCGUCUCUGUUCAAAGCGAUCGGUGUGAAACCACCACGUGGCAUAUUACUGUACGGCCCGCCGGGAACCGGAAAAACCCUCAUCGCUCGUGCUGUAGCGAACGAGACCGGCGCAUUUUUCUUCCUCAUAAACGGUCCCGAAAUUAUGAGCAAGCUAGCCGGUGAGUCCGAGAGCAACUUGCGGAAGGCGUUUGAGGAGGCCGAGAAAAACUCACCGGCUAUUAUAUUUAUCGACGAGCUUGAUGCUAUCGCGCCGAAACGCGAGAAGACGCACGGCGAGGUCGAGAGACGCAUAGUGUCGCAACUAUUGACGCUGAUGGACGGAAUGAAACAGAGUUCCCACGUAAUCGUAAUGGCAGCUACCAAUCGACCUAACAGCAUCGAUGGGGCGUUGCGCCGCUUCGGACGUUUCGACAGGGAGAUUGAUAUCGGCAUACCGGACGCUACCGGUCGGCUGGAGAUCCUGCGGAUCCAUACGAAGAACAUGAAGCUCGCCGAUGACGUGGAAUUGGAAGAGAUCGCAGCGGAAACUCACGGACACGUAGGCGCCGACUUGGCAUCCUUGUGUUCCGAGGCGGCUUUGCAACAGAUUCGCGAAAAGAUGGAUCUCAUCGAUCUGGAGGACGACCAUAUAGACGCGGAAGUUCUCUCCUCGCUCGCCGUAACUAUGGAGAACUUCAAGUACGCGAUGACGAAGAGCAGCCCGAGCGCUCUGCGCGAGACGAUCGUGGAGGUGCCGACGGUAACUUGGGACGAUAUCGGAGGCUUGCACAACGUCAAGAUGGAGCUGCAAGAAUUGGUGCAGUAUCCAGUGGAGCAUCCGGAUAAAUUCCUGAAAUUCGGCAUGCAACCGUCAAGAGGCGUGCUGUUUUACGGCCCGCCCGGUUGCGGUAAAACACUAUUGGCCAAAGCGAUCGCCAACGAGUGUCAAGCGAAUUUUAUUUCUGUCAAGGGCCCCGAACUAUUAACCAUGUGGUUUGGAGAGUCGGAGGCUAACGUCAGAGACGUUUUCGACAAGGCAAGAUCGGCAGCACCCUGUGUGUUGUUCUUCGACGAACUGGAUUCAAUCGCGAAGUCGCGAGGCGGUACCGUCGGCGACGCUGGCGGAGCGGCGGACCGCGUGAUCAAUCAGAUACUGACGGAAAUGGACGGUAUGGGAGCGAAGAAGAAUGUGUUCAUCAUAGGAGCGACCAAUCGUCCCGACAUCAUCGAUCCAGCCAUUCUGCGACCCGGUAGACUAGACCAACUGAUCUACAUACCGCUGCCAGACGAGAAGUCCCGAGAAGCGAUAUUCCGCGCUAACCUCCGCAAAUCGCCAGUAGCUAAGGAUGUAGACUUAAGCUAUAUAGCCAAAGUCACACACGGUUUCUCCGGCGCCGAUCUAACGGAGAUUUGUCAGCGUGCGUGCAAGCUCGCCAUUCGACAGUGCAUCGAGACGGAAAUUCGCAGGGAAAAGGAACGAGCAAGUAAUCCAUCCGCGUCCAUGGACAUGGACGAAGAUGAUCCGGUACCCGAAAUAACGCGAGCUCACUUCGAGGAGGCGAUGAGGUUCGCGCGUCGCUCGGUGUCCGACAAUGACAUUCGCAAGUACGAGAUGUUCGCGCAAACGCUUCAGCAGUCUCGAGGAUUUGGGACUAAUUUCAGAUUUCCACAGAGCGGAGCGGGCGGUACUCAGGAUACCACGCAAGGCGACCAAGCCUUUCAAGAGGAUGGAGAUGACGAUCUUUAUAGUUAAGUUCUCGUUCUCGUUUCCUUGCGUGUCAUUACAGUGAGCGUACGACAAAAGGGCCUGUCUGUUACCACACCAACGUUUUGCACAGGAAUUCGUCUCUAACUGGUACAAAACAACAAAAAAGUAUCGAAGGCUUCAAGCAGAUGGAUAAGAGUAUAAAUGGAAAUUUUAUAUAAGAAUAACAUGCAACUUUUGUGUUUGUAGAGAGGGGAGGGAUUGUGAACUCUAAGGGGUUCGUAUAUAGUUGAUAGUUAUUCGAAUAUAAAAUAUCGAUUGAAAUUGUUGCUCCUUUUUUCCGUCAUCAGGAUUGUUUCUGCGUCUUCUCAACAUUUCCGUUCGAAAAAAACUUAAUUCUCUGAACUGCGUUUCGCCGAGAGUAGAUUAUCUUGCAACGAACGAAGCAUAAAAUAUAUAUAUAUAUAAUUUUUUUUUUUAAUUAUCCAACAGAGCGAAAAUUGUCUUUUACGUGCGUCUCCUGUGAGAUAUAUGUAACGUUUGUGUCGUUUUAAUAACAAGGGAUAUACAUUCGUUA
Messenger RNA from Dinoponera quadriceps, 3106 nucleotides. RefSeq names its product transitional endoplasmic reticulum ATPase TER94 (gene TER94). Gene Ontology annotation, cellular component: cytosol; VCP-NPL4-UFD1 AAA ATPase complex; nucleus. Bases 172 to 2577 code for a protein of 801 amino acids. NCBI's taxonomy places the organism in Eukaryota, Metazoa, Arthropoda, Insecta, Hymenoptera, Formicidae. The record is from RefSeq and is a predicted model, not a curated record. Gene Ontology annotation, molecular function: ATP binding; polyubiquitin modification-dependent protein binding; ATP hydrolysis activity. Gene Ontology annotation, biological process: autophagosome maturation; mitotic spindle disassembly; retrograde protein transport, ER to cytosol. The transcript is spliced from 13 exons.